GCUGGCAUGUAAAUUCAGCCCUGGACUUUGAAUUGCAUAAAGAUUGAACUACAGCCAUUUGUGUGGAACAAAAGCUUACCUCAGUCGCAGUAAACAAUGGCGACAGUCCGCAAGAAGGUGGACAACAGGAUUCGUGUCCAGAUAGAGAAUGGAGUCGCUCUGCAACACCGGACCAUAUUUGUGGUGGUGGGAGAUCGUGGUAGAGAUCAGGUUGUGAUUCUGCAUCACAUGCUGUCUAAAGCCUCCGUCAGAGCACGGCCUUCUGUACUCUGGUGCUACAAAAAAGAGCUGGGAUUCAGCAGCAACCGGAAAAAGCGAAUGAAACAUCUGCAGAAGAAGAUAAAAACUGGCACAUUGAAUCUGAAUCGGGAUGACCCGUUUGAACUCUUCAUUGCUGCAACCAACAUCCGAUACUGUUACUACAACGAGACACACAAGAUCCUGGGGAACACCUACGGGAUGUGCGUCCUGCAGGACUUCGAAGCCCUCACUCCCAAUCUCUUGGCGAGAACUGUUGAGACGGUAGAAGGAGGUGGCAUUGUGGUGAUUCUGCUCAGGACAAUGAACUCUCUCAAGCAGCUUUACACUAUGACUAUGGACGUACACUCUCGUUACCGGACAGAGGCUCAUCAGGACGUGGUGGGACGGUUCAAUGAGAGAUUUAUUCUGUCGCUGGCAUCCUGCAAAAACUGUGUUGUCAUUGAUGACCAACUCAACAUCCUGCCAAUCUCCAGCCACAUGGCGAACAUUAAGCCUGUGCCUCCAAAGACUCAGGAAGAAGGUCUGUCUCCACGAGAACAAGAGCUGAAGGAUCUGAAGGAGUCUCUUCAGGACACACAGCCUGUGGGUGUGUUGGUGGAUUGCUGCAAGACCAUGGACCAGGCUAAAGGAUUGCUGAAGUUCAUUGAGGCGACCUCAGAGAAGACUCUGAGGAGCACCGUGGCUCUCACUGCUGCCCGAGGUCGAGGCAAGUCUGCAGCACUCGGGCUGGCUAUCGCUGGAGCUGUGGCUUUUGGCUACUCCAACAUCUUUGUAACCUCCCCGAGCCCGGACAACCUCCACACCAUGUUUGAGUUCAUCUUCAAAGGCUUUGAUGCACUACAGUAUCAGGAGCAUCUUGAUUAUGAAAUCAUCCAGUCUUUGAAUCCAGAAUUCAACAAGGCUGUGGUGCGGGUGAACAUCUUCAAAGAACACCGACAGACAAUUCAGUACAUUCACCCCGGGGAUGCAGUGAAGCUGGGCCAGGCUGAACUGCUGGUCAUUGAUGAGGCUGCAGCCAUCCCGCUCCCUCUGGUUAAGAAGCUGCUGGGGCCCUAUCUGGUUUUCAUGGCUUCGACCAUCAACGGGUAUGAAGGCACUGGGCGCUCUCUUUCCCUCAAACUGAUCCAGCAGUUGAGGCAGCAGAGUGCCCAGAGUCAGCAGAGCAUGUCGGCAGUGAACAGGACCACCAACACAGAGAGGCUGGCAGGCGCUCGCUCUCUCCAUGAGGUUUCUCUCCAAGAGUCCAUUCGGUACGCUCCAGGCGACGCCGUGGAGAAGUGGCUGAAUGACCUGCUCUGUCUCGACUGCAUGAACAUACCCCGGCUCAUUUCUGGCUGCUCACUCCCGCAGAUGUGUGACCUCUACUAUGUGAACAGAGACACGCUCUUCUGUUACCACAAGGCCUCCGAGGCGUUCCUGCAGAGGUUGAUGGCCUUGUACGUGGCAUCGCACUAUAAGAAUUCACCAAAUGACCUGCAGUUGUUGUCCGAUGCGCCGGCCCACCACAUUUUCUGUCUCCUGCCACCUGUUCCCCCCACACAGAACUCACUACCUGAGGUCCUCGCUGUGGUGCAGGUGUGUCUGGAGGGUGAAAUAUCUCAGCAGUCCAUCCUUAACAGUCUGUCCAGAGGAAAGAAGGCCUCUGGUGACCUCAUUCCCUGGACGGUGUCAGAACAGUUCCAAGACCCAGAGUUUGGAAGCCUCUCCGGAGCCAGAGUUGUGCGAAUUGCUGUAAAUCCAGACUACCAAGGGAUGGGCUACGGCUCCAGAGCUCUCGAAAUGCUGCAGAUGUACUAUGAGGGCAAGUUUCCCACCAUGGAUGAGAACACACUCUCAAAUCCCAAUGAGAUCACGUCCGUCAGCAGUGAGGCUGUCAGUCUGCUGGAGGAGGUGAUCACCCCACGGAAGGAGCUCCCUCCUCUGCUGCUGAAGCUCAGUGAGAGGAGAGCAGAGAGACUGGACUAUCUGGGAGUUUCUUUUGGACUUACUAAUCAGCUAUUCAAGUUCUGGAGGAAAGCGGGUUAUACUCCAGUCUACUUGAGACAAACCCCUAAUGACCUGACGGGAGAGCACUCGUGUGUGAUGCUGAAGGAGCUGAACACGGAUGAAGCCGCAGAGCAGAACCAGUGGCUGUCUGCCUUCUGGAAAGAUUUCCGUCGGCGCUUCCUGUCUCUCCUCUCCUACCAGUUCAGCAGCUUCCAUCCGAGCAUGGCACUCAGCAUCCUGCAGAACAAGAAGGUCAAGGAGGAGACGAGCGUUCUGACCAGCGCUGAGCUGGCAUCCUAUUUCAGCCCGUACGACCUCAAACGUCUGGAACUGUAUUCGAGGAGCAUGGUGGACUACCACCUCAUCAUGGACCUGAUCCCCACAGUGGCUCGCAUCUUCUUCCUCAAGCAGCUCGGGGACGUCGCUCUCUCAGCCGCACAGUGUGCAUUACUGCUGGGUAUAGGGUUACAGCACAAAUCGGUUGAUCAGCUCGAAAAGGAAAUUGAACUCCCAAGCUCACAGCUCAUGGGUCUCUUCAACCGUCUGAUCCGGAAGUUUGUGCGAGUCUUCACCAGUGUCCAAGAAGAAGCCAUUGAGGCACAGAUGGCGACCACGAAAGACGUUUCCAUGGAGCCGACUGUCGGAAGCCUGACUGAUGAUCUGAAUGAAGCAGCAAAGGAGUUUGAGGAGAAACACAAGCUGGAAGUCGAGAAAGUGAAGGAAAUGGACAUGGAAGAGUACAAGAUCUGUGGAGAUGAGGAGGAAUGGGACCAGGUGUUGAAGAAGGCAGGGAACAGCGCUAUCGUUAGCAUCAAGAGUGACAAGAAGAGGAAGUUGGAUGGGGGACACGCAAAUAUCGGGGCUCCUGAGCACGGGAAAGUAAACAAAAAGGAAAUGCAACACAGCAAAUUUAAGAAGAGCAAGGACAAGCAUGGCAAAUUUGGAAAGAAGGUGCGACAAUAAAUACAGCUGUGUUGAUAGGACUGUGCUACAUGAAACAGAGUCAACAUGAUCUGUUAUUUGGAGCGCAGCCAAAAGACUGGAUACCUGUUGAAAUUGUGUUUUUAUUCUGUCUUUUUUAUUCUUACCAGAUACAUCUUCAUUUCUAAAGUAUGUCAUGACAAGUGUUUUGCUCUGAUUUUAUGGUGUGUGCA
Molecule: messenger RNA, 3401 nt
Organism: Pseudoliparis swirei
Lineage: Eukaryota; Metazoa; Chordata; Actinopteri; Perciformes; Liparidae
Gene: nat10
Product: N-acetyltransferase 10
Exons: 29
Coding region: 97-3210 (1037 amino acids)
Biological process (GO): rRNA acetylation involved in maturation of SSU-rRNA
Cellular component (GO): 90S preribosome; nucleolus
Molecular function (GO): 18S rRNA cytidine N-acetyltransferase activity; tRNA binding; ATP binding
Source: RefSeq, a predicted model, not a curated record